This is a messenger RNA of Malassezia pachydermatis, 690 nucleotides long. Its product is annotated as ribosomal protein l6. Bases 1 to 690 code for a protein of 229 amino acids. The transcript has a single exon. Gene Ontology annotation, cellular component: ribosome; mitochondrial large ribosomal subunit. NCBI's taxonomy places the organism in Eukaryota, Fungi, Basidiomycota, Malasseziomycetes, Malasseziales, Malasseziaceae. Gene Ontology annotation, molecular function: structural constituent of ribosome; rRNA binding. Gene Ontology annotation, biological process: translation. The record is from RefSeq and is a predicted model, not a curated record.
AUGACCGUGCUGGACUUCCCACCGCAGCCCCGCCCCACACGGCCUCUGUCCGCCUUGAUGCGCAAGGCCAAGACACUUGUGUUUACAGGCCCGAAAGGUGAAAUUGUUGUACCUCUUCACCACUUUGUGAAUACCAAUUGGGGUGAAGAUGCAGAGACGAAGUUGCGCACCAUUUCGUUUUCUAUCGAGGAUGAGAACUCCAAGCUGCAGCGCGGCAUAUGGGGGCUGACUCGCGCGCUGUGUGCGAAUGCUAUCAAGGGUGUCGAGGAAGGCCAUGAGGUGUCCCUCCGCCUUGUUGGUGUUGGUUAUCGUGCGAGCGUUGAGCCUGAUCCAUUGCCACGGAAGCAUCCUCUGGAGGUGGAAUUGGAGCGUGGCCGUGGUCACUGGUAUGCAGCUGAUCAGAAACAGACGGAGAUUGACCGUGCAAAGCGCUUGGUUGAAUCGUCUGGCCAGAACGAGAGGUUGAACCUGCGUCUAGGCUAUUCCCACCCUGUACUUAUCCCCAUUCCCUACGGCAUCAAAGCGCAAACACCAUCGCCCACUGUCAUUAAACUGACAAGUGCGAACAAAGAGAAUCUUGGACAAUUUGCACAGACCAUCCGUCAGUACCGGAAGCCCGAACCGUACAAGGGCAAGGGUAUCUUUAUUGGCGAUGAGCAAAUCAAACUGAAGACACCGAAGAAGAAGUAA